This is a messenger RNA of Corylus avellana, 951 nucleotides long. NCBI's taxonomy places the organism in Eukaryota, Viridiplantae, Streptophyta, Magnoliopsida, Fagales, Betulaceae. The record is from RefSeq and is a predicted model, not a curated record.
AUGUCGUCUUCAGAGACCACGACGACUACGAGAAAGAGGAAGUCACGAGCUGUUGAGACUCUUGCACAGUGGAAAGAGUGUAAUGUUGACACCAAACGAUCUGGAAAACUUCAAGCCAUUGGGUCUAAGAAAGGAUGCAUGAAAGGCCAGGGAGGGCCUGAGAACUCACUAUGCACUUAUAGAGGAGUAAGACAAAGGACCUGGGGCAAAUGGGUUGCAGAAAUCCGAGUGCCAAACGGGGGGAAUCGGCUCUGGCUCGGUACUUUUACAAACUCUUUGGAAGGUGCCCGUGCUUAUGAUGAAGCUGCGAAGAAAAUGUACGGCCCUCGUGCUCGCCUCAACUUUCCUGCAGGGUUGGGUUCAACGACUACAUCAAACUACCCUGAAAGCAUUGCUACAUCUUCUGCUGUUGAGGACAGAGCUGAUUCUCAGCAUUCAGUAGUUCCUGAAAUACAGGAGGAUCUUCCUUUGAUGGAUGAUGAUGGAAUGUUUGAUUUGGACAGCAUUCCAGAGCUUUUCAACGAUGAUUACUUUGAAAAGUUGGGAUCAUUUUUCGACGAUGGUCAAUUGGGGUGUCUUGAUGUCGACCAGUGUAGCAAGGCAUCAUCAUAUGUGCGGUCUUUGCUGUUCAACGAUGAUUUCUUUGAAAACAUGGGAUCAACGACUACAUCAAACAACUCAGCGGUCUUUGCUGUUGACGAGAGCACACCUGUUUCCCCCAACUUGUGGAAUGAGGAUGUAGAAAGCAUUGCAUUUGCUGAUAAUGAAGCUGCAUUUGAGGACAUCGCCCAUAUUUCUCCUAAUGUGCAGAAUGAGGCUGGGAAAGAUGAUUUCUUUAAAGACAUGGAAUCAUUUUUCGACAAUGUUAGUCAAUUGGGUUUCGACCAAUGUGGGAAGCCAUCAUCAAAUCUUACACAGAGUUGGGACUUGGCACCUUCCGGAGUUAGUUAA